UAAGCCCUAAAACUAAAACCCCAUUCGGUGGCUCAACCACACACUGUCUCUGCCCCCAACACCUACAGUUUUCCCAACUCUGCGAUAAUCGAAGAUGACUCGCGGCAUUAAACAUCGUAUGAAAGCCAAGAGCAAGAGCAAGGGGUCGAAGAAAGAGGGUGGGUCCUCUUCAUCUUCGGCGCCACAAAUUCCAGCGAAGGUGUGGCAACCUGGUGUGGACAAGUUGGAAGAAGGUGAAGAGCUUCAGUGUGAUCCUUCUGCUUACAACUCUCUUCAUGGCUUUCACAUUGGAUGGCCCUGUUUGAGCUUUGAUAUUUUACGCGAUUCUCUGGGCUUGGUUCGAACAGAAUUUCCCCACACAGUAUAUUUCAUGGCCGGGACUCAGGCAGAGAAACCUUCUUGGAAUUCUAUUGGAAUUUUUAAAGUAUCAAAUAUUUCUGGAAAGAGACGUGAGCCAGUGCCUAAACUUGGAACUGAUGACUCUGGAAUGGAUGAUGAGGAUAGUGACAGUGAUGAUGAUAGUGGGGAUGAAGACGAAAAUGAUGCUCAGGGUCCUAGUUUGCAGUUGCGCAAGGUUACUCACCAAGGAUGUGUCAAUCGUAUACGCUCAAUGCCACAAAAUCCCCAUAUAUGUGCAGCUUGGGCUGAUACCGGUCUUGUGCAGGUCUGGGACCUAAGCUCCCACCUCAAUGCUCUAGCUGAGACUGAAACAGAAGGUGUCGAAGGAGUUGCUGCAGUUUUUAAUCAGGACCCGUUAUAUAAAUUUAAACACAAAGAUGAAGGUUAUGCAAUAGACUGGAGUCCUCUUGUUCCUGGAAGGCUAGUCUCAGGGGACUGCAAUAAUUCUAUUUAUCUGUGGGAGCCGAAAUCUGCUACAACAUGGAAUGUUGAUAAUGCUCCAUUUAUUGGACAUGCUGCUAGUGUUGAAGAUCUGCAAUGGAGCCCUACAGAACCUCACGUGUUUGCUUCUUGUUCUGUGGAUGGAAGCAUUGCAAUAUGGGAUAUCCGUUUGGGGAAGUCACCAGCUGCGUCUUUUAAGGCACACAAUGCUGAUGUGAAUGUCAUGUCAUGGAACAGGUUGGCUAGUUGUAUGUUGGCCUCUGGGAGUGAUGAUGGGACUAUUUCUAUUCGUGAUCUCAGACUGCUCAAGGAAGGGGAUUCUGUAGUAGCACAUUUUGAGUACCACAAGCACCCAAUAACAUCCAUUGAGUGGAGUCCACAUGAAGCCUCUUCAUUGGCUGUUUCAUCAUCUGAUAAUCAGCUCACAAUAUGGGACCUUUCUUUAGAAAAGGAUGAGGAAGAAGAGGCUGAAUUUAAAGCUAAAACCAAAGAACAUGUAAAUGCUCCUGAAGACCUGCCUCCCCAACUAUUGUUUAUUCAUCAGGGUCAGAAAGACCUGAAAGAGCUACAUUGGCACGCACAGAUUCCUGGAAUGAUUGUAUCUACCGCAGCAGAUGGAUUCAACAUCCUUAUGCCUUCAAAUAUUCAGAGCACACUGCCAUCAGAUGGUGCUUUAUAACCAUUAUGAGUUGGAAAAGUUGCUUCUGAGUACAAACCAUGGUGAAUCUACUUGAAUGUUGAAGAAAGUUUCCUUUUGUAUUCUUUCCCCCUUUGUUCUUUUUCGGUUCCUAUCGUUUUCUUUUUUCCUAUGCUUCAAGUUUUGUGGAUUAUCCGGUUAGCUUGGUAUUCUUCACUUGAUUUUGAGUGCAAUUUUCGUGUAAGCUAUGUGACAUAAAUUGAUGCUAGUAAUAUAGACCAAGUAAAAUGGAAACAAACAUGCCAGUGUAGCCGAUAUUUUAUUUAUAUAUUUGUCUUAAUUUAGCCA
This is a messenger RNA of Cajanus cajan (pigeon pea), 1825 nucleotides long. Its product is annotated as Transducin family protein / WD-40 repeat family protein. Gene Ontology annotation, molecular function: protein binding. The record is from RefSeq and is a predicted model, not a curated record. Lineage: Eukaryota; Viridiplantae; Streptophyta; Magnoliopsida; Fabales; Fabaceae. Gene Ontology annotation, cellular component: nucleolus. Gene Ontology annotation, biological process: ribosome biogenesis.